UUAACCGAAAGCCAGAAACUUAGUUUUAUUCGGACUAUGCGCCUGUUUACCAUCUUCCGCGCACUGCUCGUGCGUGCACUUUUUGCAGCUCACGGUUUAAUUGCAAUAUGGCGAAUGUUUAUGGUUAUAGGUGAAUCUUGGUGUUGGUAUUUAACUGCAGCACUUGGGGCUCUUCUUCUGGAAACAGUUGUUACUUUGUGUGUCAAAAAAGGCAAAGAAUGGAAAUGGUUUUGUCCCAGUGUAUUUCUAUACUUGGCCAGUGUGGUUCCUGCUAUUUGGUUUUUGGAACUUCAUGAAAUGGAAACAAGGAUAGCAUUGCGUCAUGGCAGAAACGAAUCAGCGUUAGUUGCUAAUAACACUACCAUACAAGACCUGAGAAUGAAUAUAGAAGAAUUAGGGCUUGAAAUAAAUAUUCCACUGACAUUAUCAUCUGAUUUAUGGUUACGUGUCAUAGAACAGUUUCUGCUACUGAUGUUGAUUGUUGGACGAUGGAUGUUACCAAAAGGCCCUCUGUCACAUGAUCAGUUAUCGCAGUUAUUAUUGGUCUAUGUUGGUACAGCUGCUGAUAUUGUUGAAUUUUACGAAGCCUUUAGUGAAGAACAGGUGAAGUACAAUCGUUUUUUGUGUUACAUCAUUUUGGGAAUAUGGACAACAAGUUUACUUCAAUUUUCCCUUGUGUUAACAGCAACAAGGGCUAGGCGAGACCAAUCUGGGGUGCCAUCUGCAAACGUAGGUCGAGAGUCGGAGGGCACCGAAUGCUGUAACCCGGAAAUAUACGGGAUUGUAAUAUCAAUCUUAUUGCAGGACCUACCUUUUCUAGUAAUCAGGAUGCUCUUAAUAUUCAGAUACAAAGUUGUCAGUUACACCAAUAUGUUCUUUACUUCUAAAAACACCUUAGUGAUAGUACUACUUAUUUAUCGUCUGGUUGUCAUAGAGACAGCGGCUAACAAGGUUUCUGGUAAAUCUCAUCAAAAGUCGCGGGUGCGGGAUGCUAGGAAUGAACUCGGGAAUGUUAAUCUGAUAUCCCCUGGAAAGACACCGUCACUUAUGGACGAUAAAAAUGGAGGACCUUGGCGGCGACAAAACACGAAGGUCUGAGUUGAUCCUGUAGCAAAAUGGUUUUGACCACAAUAUUAAAAAUUAACUGAUCAUGUGUUAAUAACUCAAUUUUGAGAUCCAGAUUUUGUGUCCUGGUGUAACAGUCUUUUAAACUGGAUUAUAUUUUGAUAGAAUAAAUAUUAUUGUGCGUAUUUAUACAUACAUAAGCAUAUUUGAACUAACAUGCAUCAGCUGUUAUCUAACCCGUUUUUAACUACAGUCAUAAAAUGUUAAACGCUGAAGAGUUUUCACCUAAACUAAACCCAGAUAAAAGUCAAUCAAUCCAACACUUUUAUGUUUUAUAUACUAUUCAAAAAAAGUAGGGGAUAUUUGAUUUUGGGGGCAUAAUACUAAAAUAUGCAAAUGACUACGAAAAAAGUCACUAUAGAACCUAACAGAAGAAACAUUUCCAGUUACAUGUGACGCCCAAACGCACCAAUAGCUACCGCAUGGAAUGCAGGUGAUGCUUGGGAUCAUCAUGGGGGUCCAACCCAAGAUUUGCACGACUCUGACUUUGAAUGUUACAGUCAUUGUGGCAUUGAAUUCCAGGGUGGAAACAUCAGUUUAAUU
Messenger RNA from Patella vulgata (common limpet), 1668 nucleotides. RefSeq names its product transmembrane protein 26. The record is from RefSeq and is a predicted model, not a curated record. The transcript has 4 exons. NCBI's taxonomy places the organism in Eukaryota, Metazoa, Mollusca, Gastropoda, Patellidae. Bases 37 to 1098 code for a protein of 353 amino acids.